AUGCGGAGCAGAGAACAGAAAAACGAGAGGGCGCGGUUCAAGAGAGGGAAAAGCAGUCUCUUUAUAAAAGGACACGAUCUACACGUUUUUCACAAUCUCAGUGUAUACAUCUUGACUGAGGCGGAAGGAAAGUACGCCCAGUAUAGCACUUACGGCGGUGAGGGCGGCCCUCCGCCCAAGUCCAAGCUGAACGGUGCCCUAGCCAACUCACACCGGCGUUAUGAAUUCGCCCACAGCUCAGACCAACAGAGUGAUAUCGAUCGAGCUCUUAAGAGGGCCUUCAAUGCCGCACGCGCGCUUCACGUCAAGUGUAACGCUAGGGUCUACCUUCUAGUCAGUAAUGGUAAGGGGUUUCUCAGUCAUACCUAUCCGGAAAAUGUCAAACAUUGGCCUCCACCCAAAACAAUAUUAAAAAAGUGGUUUCCAGCCAUGGAGAGAAGGGACCCAAGUAGCUACGUUGGCGGGGGAGACUGCCCCUUCCAGUUCAGCCACGCCCCAACGCCUAAUGGUCAGGUCGAGGCCCCUAAUAUGGCUUCAUCACAGCAGGGGCUUGAACACCUUGAUGCAGGAGAAUUUCAGGCUGAAUUCCUGGUUGAUGAUGAUGAUGAAUAUCAGGGUCUUGCACCACUACAGGGAUUUCUAGAGACCACAUCGUAA
This is a messenger RNA of Arthroderma uncinatum, 657 nucleotides long. RefSeq lists its product as uncharacterized. NCBI's taxonomy places the organism in Eukaryota, Fungi, Ascomycota, Eurotiomycetes, Onygenales, Arthrodermataceae. The record is from RefSeq and is a predicted model, not a curated record. Bases 1 to 657 code for a protein of 218 amino acids. The transcript is spliced from 3 exons.